This is a messenger RNA of Phascolarctos cinereus (koala), 1068 nucleotides long. Its product is annotated as olfactory receptor 5F1-like. Gene Ontology annotation, cellular component: membrane. Lineage: Eukaryota; Metazoa; Chordata; Mammalia; Diprotodontia; Phascolarctidae. Gene Ontology annotation, biological process: G protein-coupled receptor signaling pathway. The record is from RefSeq and is a predicted model, not a curated record. Gene Ontology annotation, molecular function: olfactory receptor activity; G protein-coupled receptor activity.
AUGUACCCUGAUGGGAAACAGAGCAUGGAAGAGAUUUUUAAUAUCUGUUUGGAUUACUGUGAAGACAUCAUUUCGAUCAUAAGGAUUUUACAGUAUGGGACUGUACUGAUUUUUUGGAAUAAAUGUCCCGGGAAAAACCGUACUGCAGUGACUGAAUUCAUCUUGCUAGGGUUAACAGACUCACCUGAACUUCAAGUUAUACUUUUUGUAUUAUUUUUGUUGCUCUACACUCUCACAAUGAUGGGAAAUGCAGGGAUGAUUACAUUAAUCAUGAUAGACUCUCAACUCCACACACCUAUGUAUUUUUUUCUAACCAGCUUGUCCUUGGCUGAUAUUUUUUAUUCUUCAACUAUUGCUCCCAAGAUGUUAGCUGACUUACUGUCUAAAAGAAAAGUCAUCUCUUUUAUUGGCUGCUUUCUGCAGAUGUAUGUUUUUAUUGCUUUAGCAACCACUGAGUAUAUUCUCUUUGGAUUGAUGUCAUAUGACCGCUAUGUGGCCAUCUGUAAUCCUCUCCUUUACCAAGUUAUUAUGUCAAGGACUGUGUGCCUGAAGAUGGUCACAGGGGCCUUCACAGCAGGAUUCCUGAACUCAAUUAUUCAUACCAGUUACAUAAGUAGCUUAUCCUUCUGUGACUCCAAUGUCAUCCAUCACUUUUUCUGUGACAGUCCCCCAAUCCUUAAACUCUCCUGCUCUGAUAUUCAAAUGAAUGAAACUAUCAUUUUCAUUUGUGCUGGGAUAAACAUGUUAGGAACAUUUCUGAUCAUCCUUACCUCUUAUAUCUAUAUCCUCUUCUCCAUUCUACGCUUGAAUUCAGUUGAAGGGAGGCGCAAAGCAUUCUCAACCUGUGCUUCUCAUAUUACAGCCAUUGUUAUAUUUUAUGGAACUUCAGUUGUUACUUACUUGUGUCCAAAUUCAAACUACUCCCCAACUCAAGGCAAAGUGAUAUCUGUAUUCUACACAGUGGUUAUCCCAAUAUUGAACCCUUUAAUCUACAGCCUGAGAAAUGAAGAAGUGAAGAGGGCCUUGAAGAAUGCUAUCACUAGAAAAAAGAUCCUGAUAUUUAUAUGA